Messenger RNA from Tachyglossus aculeatus (Australian echidna), 1594 nucleotides. It is a transcript of the gene TRMT10C, whose product is annotated as tRNA methyltransferase 10C, mitochondrial RNase P subunit. Gene Ontology annotation, biological process: positive regulation of mitochondrial translation; mitochondrial tRNA 5'-end processing. Bases 162 to 1382 code for a protein of 406 amino acids. Lineage: Eukaryota; Metazoa; Chordata; Mammalia; Monotremata; Tachyglossidae. Gene Ontology annotation, cellular component: nucleus; nucleoplasm; mitochondrion. The transcript is spliced from 2 exons. The record is from RefSeq and is a predicted model, not a curated record. Gene Ontology annotation, molecular function: tRNA binding.
AACCCAGGGUCUCCCGGUUCCACGGCCGCUCGGUCCGUCGGUCCUUCGUAUCAAUUAAGCGCCGACUGUGUGCAGGACGUAUCGUACGCUGGGGAGGGUACACUGUAACAGACGCAGUCCCCGCCCGCGGUAUCCUCCCGGAUGACCUCGCUUCCCGCAAAAUGAGCGCCUCCGCCGUCCUUCUCAGGCUUCUGUCCCGGAGGCCCGCGGUCCCGUUCCCGGUGCCUCUCGGGAAAGGACAGGCGUCGCGUCCCCGGCACGCGUCCUCCCGUCCCCCGAAGGAGGAGACGGGGCCCCCGGCAGCCGAGAAGCUGGAUCUGGACGGGUGGAAGGAGGCGGCGAGAGGCGACGGCCGGGGGGAGGUCCCCCGCACGGCGCCGGGAGGCCGGGAGGACGCCGCCGCCGCCGCCACCAGAGAGUUCAUCGAGAUGUGGAGGCUCCUGGGCAAGGAGGUGCCGGAACACAUCAGCGAGGAGCAGUUCCACGCCGUCCUGCGGUGCCCCUCCAAGUCAGCCAAGAAGAAAUACCUGAAGUUCCUGUUCACCAAGGAGAAGCGGAAAAAGGCCGACAGGGCGAGGAAGGAGAGGAAGAGGGCGGCGAGGGAGGAGGAGGCGGAGGGGAGCGAGGACGCCGAGCACGGGCCGAAGAACACCUUCCUCCGGAGGAUCUACCAGAAGGCCAUGGAGGUCCAGUGGGGCUGGCGCGCGGCCCAGGCCAUGACCUUCGGCCAGCCGCUGCUGUUCGACAUGGCGUACGAGCACGUCAUGACCCGGGUGGAGCUGGAGAACGCCGUCAGGCAGCUCCUGGAGAGCGAGGGCUGGAACCGGCGAGCCGCCGACCCCUUCCACAUCUACUUCUGCAACCUGCGGCCGGGCGGCGCCUACCACCGGGAGCUGGUCGAGCGCUACGGGGGGAAGUGGGACCGGCUGCUGCUGACCGCCACGGACAAGCCCCCCGUCGACCUGUUCCCCCGGAGCGACCUGGUCUACCUGACGGCCGACUCGCCCAACGUGAUGACGGCCUUCAGGCCCGACAGGGCGUACGUCGUCGGGUCCCUGGUGGACAGGAACAUCCAGAAGGGGCUGUCGUUCGCCCACGCCAAACGGAUGAACGUCGCGACCGAGCGGCUCCCCCUGGACAGGUAUCUCAACUGGGAUGCCGGCGGGAAGAACCUCACCCUGGACCAGGUGACGCGGAUCCUCAUGAGCGUGAAGGACAGCGGGAACUGGGAGGAAGCCCUCAGGUUCGUGCCCCGGAGGAAGCACAGCGGCUUCGUGGACGCCUCCGCCUACCCGCGGGAGCUGCUCGACGGCCUGAGGAAGCCGAGGGCGAAGGCCGGGGCUCCCCGAGGGCAGAGGAGGGGAAAGACCGCCGGGCUCUAGCGACCGCGGGGGUGGAAACGGGGGGCGGUUCGCAUCGGGGACCGGUCCGAUUUGGAGCGAAGGGACGACUCGCGUCACUGAAUGCCGUGGUCGCGGGCCGGGAGGGCGAGGAGCCGAGCCCUCUCGCGUCGACGUGUUAAAUGUGGAGCCCGCGAACGAACGACCUCUGCCGCACCCCAUUAAAGUCGGACUCCCCGCCACCUCGGCUUCCA